AUGGUCGAACACAGCGUCAGCGUUCACGCGGGCAAAGAUGGCAACUUUCGCCGUCAGGACUCCACGUUCCGUAACACCAUCUCCAAGGACGGCCCGCACCAACCAGAAAAGGGCCGUUACAUCCUCUACUGUGGACUCAUUUGCCCUUGGGCUAGCCGCACACUGCACACACGAGCACUCAAGCAGCUUGAGGACUUUAUUGAUGUGGCCAUCGUACACUAUUCUCUGACGCCCAACGGAUGGUCAUUCUCGGUGACGGAUCAGGUCGAGACGGGCGACCCGCUGUAUGGGUUGGAAAACACCAAGCAGCUCUAUUUGAAAGCUGACCCCGAUUAUACGGCCAGGUACACAAUUCCCAUUCUGUGGGACAAGAAGCUCGAGACGAUUGUCAAUAACGAGUCGUCCGAGAUCAUCCGUAUCCUCUAUACCGCAUUCGACGACCUUCUGCCGGCCGACAGUCCGGCAAAGGGCAAGACGUACUACCCAACCGACAAUCCCGAGGCGAUCCGAAAGAUCGAUGAGCUGAACGGCUGGAUCUACAACGACAUCAACAAUGGCGUGUACAAGACCGGCUUCGCUACGACGCAGGAAGUAUACGACAAGGAGGUCGACAAUCUCUUUGCGGCGCUGGAUCGACUGGAGAAGCUCCUGUCUGAUGGCAGGGAAUUUCUCGUUCCCGAGGUCGGACUGAGCGAUGCUGAUAUUCGCUUGUACCCGACUCUGGCCAGAUUCGAUACGGCGUAUCACAAUCUGUUCCGCUGCAACGUUCGGAUGAUCCGACACGAUUACCCGCACAUCCACCGAUACCUUCGCCAGCUCUACUGGAACGAAAGGGCCUUCAGCGACUACACCAACUUUGAUCACAUCAAAAAGGGCUACUCGGGAGUCGGAGCGAACAAGGGGAUCGAGCCUAGGGGUCCACUACCUCACAUGUUGCCUUUGGACGCUUGA
This is a messenger RNA of Pseudozyma hubeiensis SY62, 951 nucleotides long. RefSeq names its product glutathione S-transferase. Bases 1 to 951 code for a protein of 316 amino acids. Gene Ontology annotation, cellular component: cytoplasm. Gene Ontology annotation, molecular function: glutathione transferase activity. The record is from RefSeq and is a predicted model, not a curated record. The transcript has a single exon. Lineage: Eukaryota; Fungi; Basidiomycota; Ustilaginomycetes; Ustilaginales; Ustilaginaceae.